Molecule: messenger RNA, 2585 nt
Organism: Nanorana parkeri
Lineage: Eukaryota; Metazoa; Chordata; Amphibia; Anura; Dicroglossidae
Gene: CCDC186
Product: coiled-coil domain containing 186
Exons: 15
Coding region: 1-2517 (838 amino acids)
Biological process (GO): vesicle cytoskeletal trafficking
Cellular component (GO): trans-Golgi network
Molecular function (GO): small GTPase binding
Source: RefSeq, a predicted model, not a curated record
AUGGAGAUCCCGGACCUUCCAGAUGUGAGGGACAAUGUCACGGAGAUCCCGUACCUUCCAGAUGGGAAGGACAAUGUCACUGAGAUUCCAGGUGUGAAGGACAAUGUCAUAGAGAGCCAGGACACUCCAGAUGUGAAGGGCAAUGUCAUGGAGGUCCCGGACCUUCCAGGUGUGAAGGACAAUGUCAUAGAGAGCCGGGACCUUCCAGGUGUGAAGGACCAUGGCACGGAGAUCCCGGACACUAAGAGCCCCUUUAGUACAAUCAGCACCAAAGACCUCCUCUCUAAAAUCCACCUUCCAUUGUCUCAGGAGACUCUCCUGGACGAGAUCGAUUCUGAGCUCCGGUCCACAGAGCUGGCGCUCAAGCAGCAAAACGGAUUACGGAAAGGCGGGCUGGCGCUUUCUGUGCUGGAGCACUGCGUCCAGGAGAAGUAUCUUCAGCAGGAGGACACCAUCAGGAGGCUGAUGGAGGAGAAUCAGAAGCACCAGCAGCUGAUUGCGGAGAUCUGCUCGGAGAAGGAGCGGCUGAGAGAGGAUCUGAGGAGACGCGGAGACACCGAAAUGCUUCAUCUCAACUCCAUCAAACAGCUGGAGGGACGAAUGGAGGAACUGGGCCGAGAGCUGAGAACGGCCAGGGACAGGAUGGUGGCGCAGGAUGCCGCAGCCAAGAACUCCAUCCAGCAGCUUCACAAGGAGCUGGCCAUCCGCACAGAGCAGGCCAACAAAAGGUGCGAGGAGGCUCGGCAGGAGAAGGAGGCCAUGGUCAUGAAGUAUGUCCGGGGGGAGAAGGAGUCCCUGGACCUGAGAAAGGAGAAGGAGGCUCUGGAGAGGAAGCUGAGGGAAGCCAACAAGGAGAUCGAGAAACACAACAACAGGAUCAAACUGCUAACUCAGGAAAAAGGCCGACUACACCAACUGCACGAGGCCAAGGAAAAUGAGACCAGCAAACAGAGCCGUGAAAUCGAGAAGCUUAAAGAAGAGGUGAAUUCGUACGCCAUCAAAGUGAAGUGGGCUCAUAACAAACUUAAAACGGAGCUGGAUACUCAUAAGGAAACCAAAGACAAACUACGAGAUGCAACAACGAAACUGAACCAAGCUAAAGAAGAGGCGGAUCAGGUCCGGCGGAAUUGCCAGGAGAUAAUAAAAACUUACCAGGAGUCGGAGGAAAUCAAAUCCAAUGAACUGGACGCUAAACUUCGGGUCACAAAAGUGGAGCUGGAGAAACAGAUGCAGGAAAAAUCCAACACCCUGGAGGUCCACCAUGCGAAAAUGAAGGAGCUGGAUGACCUGAGAAGAACUUUUACAGAAGGAAUGGAUGAACUGCGCACCUUGAGAACGAAGGUGAAGUGUCUAGAAGCCGAGCGGCUCCGGACGGAGGAAGAACUAUCCAAGUACAGAGAACUUAUUAACAGGCAGAAAGCGGAGAUCCAGAACCUACAGGACAGAGUGAAGGUCGUGGAUCAGCAAGAAGAGCGGCACAAAAGGGACAGACAAGAGAUCGACAGUUUACAGGAGGAACUCAACAGUCUGAACUCGCUCAUCUCCGACCUUCAACGGGAUAUAGAGGGCAGUAGGACGCGGGAGUCCGAGCUACUGGGGUUCACAGAGAAGCUGACCAGCAAGAACGCCCAGAUCCAGUCCGAGAACAACUCCCUACAGGCCCAGCUGGACAAGCUGACGUAUAGCGAGCGCGAGCUCCGCCGCCAACUGGAACAACUCAAACUCACCAGCACCGAACUGGAAGAGAGGCUGGCCUCAGAGACGGCACUGAGGCAGCAGGAGGUGACCACCCUGCAGGCAGACUUGGACUCUCAUCGGACUCAGGUGGGCUCGCUGAACACUCGGAUAGAAGAUCUGGAAAACGAACUGAGCACCCAGAAGAGGAAGCACGCCGUCAAUCUGAAGGAUCUGACCAAACAGCUCCAGCAAGCGAGGAGGAGGAUGGAGCAGAUGGAGAAUGGCAGCUAUGAGAAGGAGGUCAGCAGUAUGGGCAGCAGGUCAAGCUCUUCAGGGUCUCUGAACGCUCGAAGCAGCAACGAGGAUCGAUCCCCCGAGAACACCGGCACCGCCAUGGUCGUGGACAGCUUCCCGGAGGUGGACAAGGCCGUCCUCAUUGAGCGGAUCAUCCGCCUGCAGAAGGCGCACGCCCGGAAAAACGAAAAGAUAGAGUUCAUGGAGGACCACAUAAAGCAACUGGUGGAGGAGAUUAGGAAAAAAACAAAGAUCAUCCAGAGCUACGCGUUGCGGGAAGAGGCCGGGACUCUGUCGUCGGAAGCCUCCGACUUCAACAAGGCGCAUAUGAGUCGGCGAGGCGGGAUCAUGGCGUCUCUGUACACCUCCCACCAGGCGGACAGCGCCCUCACGCUCGAUCUGUCUCUGGAGAUUAACAGGAAGCUGCAGGCCGUGCUGGAGGACACGCUGCUGAAGAACAUCACACUCAAGGAGAAUCUGCAGACGCUGGGGACGGAGAUCGAGCGACUGAUUAAACAGAACCACGAAUUGGAGCGCCGCAUGUAGCUGACGCGGGAUCGCUCAGAUCAUGGACCACUCAGCACUUUUUUUUUUUUUACUUCAAUCAUUUAAUA